Messenger RNA from Phialemonium atrogriseum, 1081 nucleotides. Its product is annotated as DASH complex subunit Dad3-domain-containing protein. Gene Ontology annotation, molecular function: microtubule plus-end binding. The record is from RefSeq and is a predicted model, not a curated record. Bases 441 to 734 code for a protein of 97 amino acids. Gene Ontology annotation, biological process: attachment of spindle microtubules to kinetochore. NCBI's taxonomy places the organism in Eukaryota, Fungi, Ascomycota, Sordariomycetes, Cephalothecales, Cephalothecaceae. Gene Ontology annotation, cellular component: mitotic spindle; DASH complex. The transcript has 2 exons.
ACAAACACGCAAUUUCCGCGACUGUGGUCUUAAUACCAGCAGCGUUACAUAGUCGUCUGCAUCUCCAGAAUUAGAACAGUUACGAGCUUCUGGCCCAUGACGUUACACUGGGCGGCUGUCGAUCAUCACAGCGUUCUCUAAACCGGGGAGGCGAAUUCGAUACUGAAGAGUCUCUUUCGUCCUCUAGCUCGUUAUAUAUAGCGCUUUUGAGGGAUUCAGUUGCGGCAGCGGUAGGCAAGGUAUUGAGCAGGCAUUUGACCGUUAGCCAUUAGCUAGCUAUCCAUGAAAGCUACCAAGAGCAGCCAAAAGGUUCAAUUAAAACCGCUAUUCCGAGUUCAUGUUAGGCCCCGCCAAGCAGGUACCCGCAGCGAUCCGUGCAAAACCGACCCCGCGAACCGUCGCGUCUGUCCCGCGCAACCAAAUCAACAUCGGCAGGAAAGAUGGACCAAAGCACAUCGAGCGCACUGCUCUCCCAACCAGAGCUCUCGCCUCUGGAGCAGGACGUCCUGGACGAAUAUGAGCGACUGGCAGAGAACAUGAAGAAGCUCGCAUCCAUGCUCGACAACCUGGCCAGCGCGCCGACGACCGAGAUCUUGGACGGGCUGCGCGAGCUGGAGCGCAAGACCAGCCUCGUCUUCACGCUGCUCAAGGCGAGCGUCUACAGCAUCGUGCUCCAGCAGGAGAUCGACUGGGGCGACCAGGCGGGCGGACAGGGGCACGGGUACGGGCAGUGAGGUGUGUGCGGGCUGGCGGGUGUUGCGCCGGACCGUGGUGCUGCGUUUGCGUGUGCGUGUGUGGGUGUGUGGGUGGGCUUGGUGGAGGCGGGCGGGUUUAUGGCCGCCCUCCUCGGCGUUGGAUUGGCGUGUCUGCGAACUUCUGGACGGCUCGGUUGGGAAGAUGGGGAUGGGGGGGAGGAAGGAUCCUCGACGUUGAGUGCCUCCUCUGGGAGUGAGGAGGAAGGGAGGCCCAUUUGCGAUGGACAAUUGGCGCCACCAACCGAGCUGGGAGACAGUCUUAAGAUAGGAUGAGAACUAUGUCCAGAGCCUAUAGGGGCGGGCUGGGCAAGACCCCAGGCGGCAAG